AUGCCGCGCUCCCCCGCGCUGAAGGCUGCAGGCAGAGAGGUUGCCUGUUGCCCCAGCGAUGGGAAGGAGGGUGCCCGGGGAGCGCAACGCCGGCCGUCCCUGGGCUGCCGCUGCCAGGCCAGCAGAUCUCGGGAGCAGGCGCCUAACGUCUCAUGUAUCUACUGCUCUUUUCCUUUAGGUUAUGAUGCCCUGAGUUAUUCUGAGGAAAGUAAUGACAAAUGGAGUGGGAGACAGCUACUGCAAGCAAAUGAGGAGAACACGACUGACGUCCCAGAGGAUGGGGGGCAGCCGUACGUCAGAAAUUGCACUGAACCAGCUCUCCAUGAAUUCCCCAAUGACAUCUUCACGAAUGAGGACAGGAGACAUGGAGCUGUGGUCCUGCACGUCCUUUGUGCCGUGUAUAUGUUUUAUGCUUUGGCAAUUGUCUGCGAUGAUUUCUUUGUCCCUUCGUUGGAAAAAAUUUGCGAACGCUUGCAUCUUAGCGAAGAUGUGGCUGGGGCAACUUUCAUGGCAGCGGGAAGCUCUGCUCCUGAGUUGUUUACAUCUGUCAUAGGUGUUUUUAUCACAAAAGGAGACGUAGGCGUUGGAACCAUCGUAGGCUCGGCUGUAUUUAACAUUCUCUGUAUUAUUGGCGUGUGUGGGCUUUUUGCAGGACAGGUCGUUGCACUGUCGUCGUGGAGUCUCUUGAGAGAUUCAAUCUACUAUACACUGUCUGUUGUUGCACUCAUUGUGUUUAUUUAUGACGAAAAAGUUUCCUGGUGGGAGUCCUUAGUCUUAGUGCUGAUGUAUGUCAUCUACAUUGUUAUCAUGAAGUACAACUCAACCAUACAUCACUGCUUUGAAAGGAAGACAAAAAACACCGCCAAUAUGGUGAACGGUUUAGCAAAUAGCACGGAAAUGGACGAUAACAGCAACUGCGAUGCCACAGUGGUAUUACUAAAGAAAGGAAAUUUCCACCGUAAAGCCUCGGUGAUCAUGGUGGAUGAGCUGCUGUCUGCAUACCCACACCAGCUUUCAUUUUCUGAGGCUGGGCUCCGGAUCAUGAUAACCAGCCACUUCCCUCCCAAAACACGUCUCUCCAUGGCCAGCCGCAUGUUAAUCAAUGAGAGACAAAGGCUGAUCAACAGCCGGACUUACACCAAUGGGGAGUCAGAAGUAGCAAUCAAAAUACCAAUCAAGCACGUGGUUGAGAAUGGAACGGGCCCCAGCAACUCCGCCGAGCGGGGCGUCAACGGCACACGGCGGGACGAGGACAUGGCUGAGGCUGGGAACGAGACGGAGAACGAGAAUGAGGAUAAUGAGAACAAUGAAAACGAUGAGGAAGAGGAAGAAGAUGAUGACGACGAUGACCACGAAGGGCCAUACACACCUUUUGACUUACCCACUGGCAAGAUAGAAAUCUUGAAGUGGCUCUUCACAUGGCCAUUGAGUUUUGUUCUGUACUUCACAGUGCCCAACUGUAACAAACCGCACUUGGAAAAAUGGUUCAUGGUUACCUUUGCUUCUUCUACCCUCUGGAUUGCAGCUUUCUCCUACAUGAUGGUGUGGAUGGUGACAAUCAUUGGCUACACACUGGGAAUUCCAGAUGUGAUCAUGGGCAUCACUUUCUUGGCAGCUGGAACCAGUGUGCCGGACUGCAUGGCAAGCCUUAUCGUAGCAAGGCAAGGUAUGGGGGAUAUGGCUGUGUCCAACUCUAUCGGAAGCAACGUUUUUGAUAUUUUAAUUGGCCUAGGCCUCCCGUGGGCUUUGCAGACUCUAGCAGUGAAUUAUGGAUCAUACAUUCGGUUAAACAGCAGAGGACUUAUCUAUUCUGUUGGUCUCCUGCUGGCAUCUGUUUUUGUCACAGUUUUUGGCGUCCACAUGAACAAAUGGAAACUGGAUAAGAAGCUAGGGUGUGUGUGCCUUUCCCUUUACGGCAUCUUCCUGUGUUUCUCCAUCAUGACAGAAUUCAAUGUUUUCACUUUUGUGAACUUGCCAAUGUGCAGAGAUCACUAA
Molecule: messenger RNA, 1995 nt
Organism: Nipponia nippon (crested ibis)
Lineage: Eukaryota; Metazoa; Chordata; Aves; Pelecaniformes; Threskiornithidae
Source: RefSeq, a predicted model, not a curated record